AUGUCAAAACACCUAUUGUUGCCUUGUUACAGGCACUGGACUUCCGAAUCAAAGACUGGGUCACAGAUCCUCGGGUCGACUAUUCUAGGUCCAGAUAGCAAACCAAUCGAAGAGGCUAUCGAGGAUUUCGUCCAGACACUGGAGGCAGUGUCCAGCGAGAUCACAAUACUCCACAAAAUCACAAACACGAUACGCCGUGCUAGUAAAGAUGCGCAGAAUAGUCGAGCUGCCGAAAGAUUCAAGAUCACAGAUGACCAAGGCAAUGAUGUGGGGCCGUUCUUUCAAUCUAACUGCCUAAAGUACAUAAACGACAGGUAUCAUGUUGCCAGCGAAGAGAUCCGCCAGCGCCUUGCAAGCUCCAUGGUCCUUCGCCGCAAAAGAUUACCUUACCGUCAAGAUCGCUACGGAAAAAGCCCAAUAUAUCUCCCUCAGAAAACAUCUGCCCCGGGCAUCUUACGCCCUGAGUCAGAGAUCAUGACAACGCUGGGCGAUGCUGAAAGACCUGCCAAGAGAAAGAUCAUCGCAGCACCAUCACACAGCGCCAUGCAUUCCGCUGAGACUGCGACGCCAUUUUCACCCGAAGGUUACAAGAAGGCUGCUGCUCCUUCAAUAGUGUCGAUGUCUAAAACAGUCCAAUUGAGCAGUGAGGACGAACUUGCAUUUCCUCCUGCCCCCAGUGGCGCAUUUCAGCGAAGAUUCAACAAGGCGAAGAAGUAUAUUGAAGAUAGGCACAAGCAAAGACUAUCUAGAAUCGACAAUUACUAUCAAGGCGUCGAUAUGACUUCCAUAGCCCCCGAAGCUAACCUGGCUAUCAAUGAUGCUGAAGCUGCACGGGACAGAGCAUUGGCUAAGGCCCAUGAUGAUUGCAUCACGGCAGUGAGUGAAGUCACUUGUCCUUAUUGUUUUCAUGUGCUACCAAUCAGUGAGGUCCUUAACGAGUUGAAAUGGAAGUACGCAUGCCAGUCUUGGGUACCGCAACAUAUUCAUGCUAAUCAAGAAUAG
Messenger RNA from Fusarium mangiferae, 1002 nucleotides. RefSeq lists its product as uncharacterized. The transcript has 2 exons. The coding region runs from base 1 to 1002 and encodes 333 amino acids. Lineage: Eukaryota; Fungi; Ascomycota; Sordariomycetes; Hypocreales; Nectriaceae. The record is from RefSeq and is a predicted model, not a curated record.